Messenger RNA from Cuscuta europaea, 1814 nucleotides. Lineage: Eukaryota; Viridiplantae; Streptophyta; Magnoliopsida; Solanales; Convolvulaceae. The record is from the annotation of a GenBank genome assembly.
GUUUCGGUGAGGGAGUAUGAAAAACAAAAAACAAGAUGAAAAUAGGAAAGGAAUAGCACAGAUACCAGCUGCAAUUUCUUCCGGCUCCCGAGUUACUGCUAUCAUCACGGAACAGGCAACUUCCUUCAAAAUCGUUGAUACAACCCACCGCCGGCAAUGUCGGCGGCCAAACACUCGCAGUUACCGACAUCUCUUGCCACCGUCUGCACUCUCCAAGGCUCCAUCAUUACCCUUGCCGUUCUAACUUUAGUCUCCUUCAGUUGCAUCUCGCUGAAGUCUCUCAAUUCACCUUCGCUCGGAACCUCCACAAAUCCUUCUCCUUUCCAACACGACCUGGUAAUAAAUUCGGCUUCUAAUGACACUGAAAGUUCGAAAUUUAUUGAAGCACCAGUGGAGUUAUUAUCACCUCUGGAGAAUCAAUUGUCAGAUGUGUAUCAUUCACCAGAUGUAUUCAGAUUGAACUAUGCCGAAAUGGAGAAAAAGUUCAAGGUGUAUAUAUAUCCAGAUGGUGAUCCGAAUACGUUUUAUCAGACUCCAAGGAAGCUGACUGGGAAGUACGCCAGCGAGGGCUAUUUUUUUCAGAAUAUUAGGGAGAGUAAGUUUGUUACAGACGAUCCAGAUGAGGCUCACUUGUUCUUUAUUCCAAUAUCUUGCCAUAAGAUGAGAGGAAAGGGAACAUCCUACGAGAACAUGACGAUAAUUGUACAGAACUAUGUGGAGAGCUUAAUAGCCAAGUACCCAUACUGGAACAGAACCCUUGGCGCUGAUCACUUUUUCGUUACUUGUCAUGAUGUUGGUGUGAGGGCUACUGAAGGACAUCCGUUUCUCAUUAAGAACUCCAUUCGUGUUGUGUGCUCCCCAAGCUAUGAUGUUGGAUAUAUUCCACACAAAGAUGUUGCCCUCCCACAAGUUUUGCAACCAUUUGCCCUUCCAGCAGGUGGAAAUGAUGUGGAGAAUAGGACAUCUCUGGGGUUCUGGGCGGGCCAUAGGAACUCAAAAAUCAGGGUCAUCUUGGCGCGUGUGUGGGAGAAUGACACAGAGCUUGAUAUAUCUAACAACAGGAUAAACAGGGCUACUGGGCAUCUACUCUAUCAAAAGAGAUUUUACAGGACUAAGUUCUGCAUAUGCCCUGGUGGCUCUCAGGUCAAUAGUGCUCGCAUAGCAGACUCCAUACACUAUGGGUGCAUUCCAGUGAUACUCUCUAAUUAUUAUGACUUGCCAUUCAAUGACAUUCUCAAUUGGCAUAAAUUUGCGGUCGUACUCAGGGAGAAGGAUGUAUAUGAGCUAAAGCAGAUUCUCAAAAACAUUACUCAAGCAGAGUUUGUGACUUUGCAUUACAAUUUACUCAAGAUCCAAAAACAUUUCCAGUGGAAUACACCUCCUAUCAAAUAUGAUGCUUUUCAUAUGGUCAUGUAUGAAUUAUGGUUGCGCCACCGUGUGGUCAAGUAUUGAGAUGCAACAUAGCGACAUGAACUUAUACAUCACUUAACCUGAGAAGCUUGCUGGCUCUGAAAUACCACCGAUUGAAGUCAAAUAUGAUGCCUCCCUGACAAUGGACUUUACUUCAGAUACAUUCAGAAGGUUGUAAAUAACGGCAUAAUAAUUUUGUUUUUAAUAUUUUAAAUCUGUUCUUCAUUCGUUAGUUAUCCCUUGUAUGUAUUUUGAUUAGUUCUUUCUCUUUUUACCUGUGGGAUGUGGGAACUAGAGGCAAAACUGACCGAGUUCAAGAUGAUCUAUUUGUCUGCAUGUUUAUAGGUUCUUUUUGUACCUAGCAAGUAACCUCGAACUAUGGAAAUUGCAGCAGUUUAAAAAUC